Triticum aestivum (bread wheat) is the source of this 1095-nucleotide messenger RNA. Its product is annotated as exocyst complex component EXO70A1-like. Gene Ontology annotation, molecular function: phosphatidylinositol-4,5-bisphosphate binding. The record is from RefSeq and is a predicted model, not a curated record. Lineage: Eukaryota; Viridiplantae; Streptophyta; Magnoliopsida; Poales; Poaceae. Bases 1 to 891 code for a protein of 296 amino acids. Gene Ontology annotation, cellular component: exocyst. Gene Ontology annotation, biological process: exocytosis. The transcript has 2 exons.
AUGUCAAAUACUUCCACAUCUGCUUCUGCGGUCGUGCUUGACAUGUUUACCGGUGUCUGUGGUGCGUCACACAUACUUACGCCGGUCGACAUAUCUUCAUCAGAAGGCCAAAGCAUUUUCAACGUGAUAGGCAGCAUGUUAGAGAGACAAGCAAACAGGCUAAGCGAGAUGAUAGCAAGCACGAUGGAGGAAGUGAGGACACUCGUGGAGGAAGAUGAUGACUCAUGGGCUAUGGAGAUCUCGCGAGGAGGCGGCGAAAUUCACAACAUCACUCAGUUCAUCAUGAAUUGCAUAGUAUCCAUGAUGAAUGCACACACUUCAACGCAAAACACUGCACCGAGCCACCACACUGAAAACCUUGGUGGCUUGAUCAAUGGCACAAUCAAUUAUCUCAAGGGUCUGCUCUUCACAAAAUCCGAGUCAUGCUCGGAUCAAAGCCUCAGGUACUUGUUCCUGCUCAACAAUACCUAUUUCGUAGCUCAUGUGGUGUCUGAGUCAUCAGGAUCUUCCAUUCCUCAGAUGAGGCACCUCACACUUAAACUUAAGAUUGAACGUAAGAACUACAUGAAUAGUUAUCUCGAUGUUUCUUGGGGACAUGUGCUCUCCUGCAUACCAAAAUCGAGAUUUCCUGGACCGAUCCAUUGUUGGAUCAACACCUCUUCACUGGCCAAAUUCGAGUCGUCAUUUCACAAAACGUACCAGACUCAGAAGUUGUGGAAGGUUCCAGACCCUCAGCUCAGAGAUGAGCUGAGGACAGUUAUCACCCAAAGAGUCGUUUCAGGGUACCGCAGCUACCUAGAGGAGCAUCCAGAGCUGGAGAAACAUGUUGGCCGCGAAAGCAGCAGUCCUGAAGUUUUGCAGGAGAUGUUGGGAGAGCUAUUUGAAGGCUGAAAACUGCUCGAGAUAUGUAACAGGGUCCCCCGACAAAUCAAAUGCUUAGUGAUGUUUCACCGUUGUAUUUGGAUUCUUUUUUCCUUGUUCCUUUUGUGGUGAAUUUGUAUUCUGAAUUCCGUUGGCAGCUUAAUAAGCGUCAGAUACUGUAUCAACUGGGCACCUGCUGCGGCUAUUUUAAAUUUGAUUUCAUGAUUCCAUUUC